Molecule: messenger RNA, 557 nt
Organism: Lethenteron reissneri (Far Eastern brook lamprey)
Lineage: Eukaryota; Metazoa; Chordata; Hyperoartia; Petromyzontiformes; Petromyzontidae
Product: sia-alpha-2,3-Gal-beta-1,4-GlcNAc-R:alpha 2,8-sialyltransferase-like
Biological process (GO): oligosaccharide metabolic process; N-glycan processing
Molecular function (GO): alpha-N-acetylneuraminate alpha-2,8-sialyltransferase activity
Source: RefSeq, a predicted model, not a curated record
AGCGAGAUGCGCGUGAACGACGGGGAGCAGCAGCAGCAGCAGCAGGGCGACGACGGUGCGGACGGUGGGCACAACCACAGCAACUCUGACGUCAUUCGGGUUCGACUCGCCUGGCCUGGCGACAUCGUCACCAACAUCACCCGGUUCUGGCGCACCAAGGGCCUGUCCCCCAAGCGGCUGAGCACGGGGCUGCUGAUGGCGUCGCUGUGCGCCUCGCUGUGCGACCGCACCGACCUCUACGGCUUCUGGCCCUUCGCGUGGGACCCCCGCACGGGCAGCCCCAUCCCCUACCACUACUACGACGCCCCGGGGGCCAAGUUCAGCACGCGCUGGCAGGAGUCCCACCAGCUGCCCCUCGAGUUCCAGCUGCUGCGCUCGCUGCACGCACACGGAGCCCUCCGCCUGCGCCUCGAGGCCUGCGCACAGCCCCCCGCGGCGCGAGGGGGGGGCUCCUAGCCCAGCUGGGGAGCCCGGUGGUAUGGGGGGGGGCUCCUAGCCCAGCCGGGAAGCCCGGUGGUGCAGGGCUCCUAGCCCAGCUGGGGAGCCCGGUGGUGCGG